Molecule: messenger RNA, 6114 nt
Organism: Nerophis lumbriciformis (worm pipefish)
Lineage: Eukaryota; Metazoa; Chordata; Actinopteri; Syngnathiformes; Syngnathidae
Product: tyrosine-protein phosphatase non-receptor type 5-like
Biological process (GO): protein dephosphorylation; signal transduction
Cellular component (GO): cytosol; cell junction; plasma membrane
Molecular function (GO): protein tyrosine phosphatase activity; protein kinase binding
Source: RefSeq, a predicted model, not a curated record
CCUCUUGCUGCAUACACCUAGAUGAAGCGGCCGCCUAUGGAUCCCGCUCUCCUCCAGGAUACAAACAAAAGGGAAGCCGUCCGACUUCGCCUGUCUUUCCCAGACGCAAACACCCACCACCACCUUGGUCCCUUCAGUCCGUGCCGACCCCUCGCUCCUCUUCCUCUUCGUCGCAUGUGAGCACGCUCCAUCUUCAGCGGGAGCGGUAGAGGGAUCGGUGUUUGGCGACUGCUCUUCGGCUCAAGGGGGAAGAAGAGCGCCAGAUGGCCGUGUGAAGACAGGCUCAGUCAGGCUGCUGCUCGAUGGCUGACGGUGACUGCUUGCUGCAAGAUACAGGACUGCUGUUCAUCAUGUGAUCCGACUCCCACGCCAUCGUUUCCUUCGCUCUACCUUAAAGAGGAGGAUCAUGAACCGCCGCCUAAGCAGCUCCACCCGUUCCCACACCGAAGACUCCAUCUUCCUGAGGCCCGAUGAAGACCCCGUUUGGCUGGAUGAGCCCACAAAGAUCGGAAAAACAACCAAAGGAGCCUCUAAGAAAGAUGAGCUGCUACGACGCAAAGGGGGUCAAAGUUCGCAGGGAGAAGAAGUUUUUUUGGACAAAGUGUACAUGCUGGUGAUAGAGUUCCACUACUGGGCAGCCCUUCUUGUCAUCUCCCAAGUCACGGGGUACUGGAUGUUCUUUGUGGUGGAAGGAAAUGGGCCAUUUGCCUCCAUCUAUAAAGCUCUGCAGGUCAUCGACUUCUAUCUGGGUUUUGUUUUACCUUUCCACCCCAUAUUUGGAAUGGACUCCAUGGCGCUGAUGAAGGAUGUGAUCAACACCACGCAGCAAGCUUGGAUCAUCUACGUCACUGCAGGCCUUGGCGUGACCAUCUGUGUUCUUAUGGUCAUCCACAUGGUGAAUAAGUGGCGUUAUGGCGCUGGCUUGUGGUCGUCGGACACCGUGGUGAGCGACAUCGGAGAUAGACGUCAGAGUGUGAGCCGCCAGCCCUCCUUCACCCUGUCAGAGUGGACAGACGCUCAGGAGGACCUGAUGGACUUGGACCCUGUGCCUCAGACUCCAGUCUUCGAAAUGGGAAGUGAUUACAAGCCGGAAGGAGACGCCACCACGCUGACUGUAACACCAGUGGGUCUGCAGGAGAGGAGGGGCUCAAAUGUUUCUCUGACCUUGGACAUGUGUACGCCGGGCUGCACGGAGCCUUAUGGCUAUGGAGCCCAGCUAUCCCCCAGAGAUCAGUCAGCCCAGGACUACCUCCGGCAGGGAACACACGUCCUAACCCCCGCCAUGCUGCACACACGGGCCAUGGAUGACCAGAGCCUGCAGGCUGAGUUUUAUGAAACCCCAAUGAACUUUGUGGACCCGAAGGAGUACAACUACCCAGGGCUCGUAAGAAAGAACCGCUACAAAACCAUCUUACCCAACACACACAGCAGAGUAAUCCUACAGUCCCAGGAUGAAGACGAUUUCCUCACAACGUACAUCAAUGCCAAUUAUCUCAAAGGUUAUGGGGGUGAAGAGCGUGCAUAUAUCGCUACCCAAGGUCCAACGGUGAACACAGUAGGGGACUUCUGGAGGAUGGUGUGGCAAGAGAGGACCCCGAUUGUUGUAAUGAUUACUAACUUGGAAGAGAAAAAUGAAAAGUGUGCCGAGUACUGGCCUGAGGACACUGUGACCCAUGAGGGGAUUGAAAUCACCGUUGUGACGGUAACACAGGAGGACGACUACAGUCUGAGGGUUUUUACUUUGAAGAGUGGAAAUGAGGACAGGAGUUUGCGACAGUAUUGGUACACCUCAUGGCCGGACCAGAAGACUCCAGACAAAGCUCCGCCUCUUUUGGAACUGGUACAGGAAGUAGAAAGAGCCAGAGAGGAGGCACCGCCCACCAGUGGCCCUGUGAUUGUACACUGCAGCGCUGGAAUUGGUCGGACUGGCUGUUUCAUUGCCACCUCCAUUCUGUGCAAGCAGUUAAGGAUGGAGGGUGCGGUUGACAUACUGGGGACAACCUGCCAACUACGUCUGGACAGGGGUGGGAUGAUCCAGACGUGCGAGCAGUACCAGUUUGUGCAUCACGUCCUCAGCCUGUACGAGAAGCAGCUGUCUCACGCCUCUGAAGAGUAGUGCGUGCACGUCGGCCACGCCCACACCGAGACACACCACUGUACGCUGUACCGCCUCUGGUGGUACGCGCCACUGUACCCAGCACCAUUUCAGUGUCACCCUUUAAACACGGUCAACGCCACAUCUUUACUUUUGACAACUCCACGCGUGAAGGGAACUGUGAACGUAUUGUUAUUCACACGGGCCUCAAAAUAAAGUCAGCAUGUAAACUGAUAUCACUGAUAGACACGGUCUAAUAACGCACUCAACAAUCCUACGCCCCUCUCAAAUCUUGUUAUUUGCACGUUUUUCUCAUUUUAGCUGCACACGACUUGUACCCAAAGGUCCGAUUACAUAUACACUGGGAGUUUUCAAAGUUGGAGACUUUUAACUGGAUUGAGUCAUAAUACAUUAAAAAAAAUUGCAGUAUAAAAUAGACAUUUUUAAGAUUCAACAGAGAUAAAACAACAUUUUUGCAAAAUGAGAGGUUAGAAAUCAAUCAAUCAAUCAAUGUUUAUUUAUAUAGCCCUAAAUCACAAGUGUCUCAAAGGGCUGCACAAGCCACAACGACAUCCUUGGUACAGAGCCCACAUAAAUGAUUAUGAAGGUGAAUUCCUUGCGCUACGCUGUGCAGCACACAGUAUUAAUUAGUAUUAUUCAAUGAACAAAUACGGUGGCUGAUAGGGGCAAACGUUCAGCAACAUUAAAUGAACACAUAAAACCUUAAAACACAUGCAAAACGGAGAAAACACAACUCAUUAAAUCAAUAAUAUUGUUUAAAAAAGUUGUUUUUUUAAAUACAGAGAACGUACCUUUCACUCCAUAUUCUCAUGUAAUAUUUAAAAUUGAUCUUAUUAUGAUAACUGUUGUUACAUCUUGUUUUAUCAUUACAUUUCUGAGUCUUAUUUUGAAGGAUGACAUUAAGUUGCAAUUGCAGUUGCAAGUCCUAGAAGUUAGAUGGCAGUAGUGUUGGCUAGGCAGUUCAGUCUCUGCUGAAUCUGGUCUUUUAUUGCGCCCUAAAAGGUGUUUGUACUGUAAGUAUUGUACUUACAGUAUUACGCACGAGCUGUUCGAUUGUAACAUGCAUCUUAGUUGUAGUUUUCAUUAACAAGUUUGGAGGUGUUAAAAUCGCCAUGUAAAAUCACUAAUGUUAAUCAGUAGCAUGCCAAAAGCAAAGCCAACAUAAAAUAGCAUCAAGUUAGCUAAUUUUUAGAAAAGUGGAGCUUACUUUACUUACGUUGGAGUGUUUUUUGGGGUCAUGCUCUCACUGCUGACUUCACGUGCAACCCAGACAUUGUUGGAUUUUACGUGAAUCGGUGUCCAAUAGGACCGGCGGUAUUCGGUACCCAUCCCUACUGGUAGGGCUUACCCAAAGAUAAAAAUACAUAGAUGCCACCUUCAGGUUUUGUCAGGCACGUCAACACAGGAUUUGGUCAGACCGAUCACAGACAGGUGUGCAUCUGACUGGCACCAAAUGUUUUAUUGUUAAAAGACCUCUGUCUGAGUUGACUAAUACAGUAAAUAGACACCGCUUCCCCCUGCUCAAGAUGGCGGCCCGGUUGACGCACCAUUCCAAUGGACAAUAACCUAUUCAGAAAACGGAUCUUUUCACUUAGCCAACUUUUUUCUUGGAAUCCCGCUUAUGUAUUUUUGUAUCCUUUUUAGACCUGAUGCCACUGGUAGGGUGUACACAUAGACAUAAAUACAUAGAUGCCACAUUCAGGCUUGUCAGACACGUCAACACGGCCGCCAUCUUGAGCAGGGGUUUGGUCAGACCGACCAGACAGUUGUGCAUCUGGCACCAAAAGUUUUAUUCUUGAUAGACCUCUAUCUGAGUUGACUAAUGCAUUAAAUAGUGGUCAGACCGAUCAGACAGUUGUGCAUCUGACUGGCACCAAAUGUUUUAUUCUUGAUAGACCUCUGUCUCAGUUGACUAAUACAUUAAAUAGACCCAUAGACGCGCCAUUUACAUACAGUAUUUUUAUCUUCCUAGUCCUGUCGACCACCGUAAACAAGAACUUGAUUAAACGACAAAUAAAUUAAUAUCGAUGAUAAAAUGGUUUGCAUGAAGCUCAACAAGUUUUGCUAUUAAAAGUGUCCUAACUUUGAAGCUUUCCAAAAUUCCUUCCCAUGCAAAGUUUCCAACAUUGAAUUUCUCUUAGAGAUUAAAAAAGUAUUAAUUUACAUGUUUCUACACUUUGAGGCCUCCUGACUCUUAUGGCUCUGAUACUAACCCCGGAGCCAGAGACUUUGUACCCUGUUCUGUCUGGGCUAUAGAACCCUAACAGAUAGCAGCUUUAGUUCCCCCAAGUUUGUAUUAGAAACCCCCUGAGACCCAGAAGUGAAUUUUUGUCUUCUGUAAGGGACAAACAUUUCACAGCUUUAUUUCAAACAAGAUAAAAGUAAGCUACCUGUCAAUCCUCAGUACAUUUGGUCAGUUGUCGUGUUUUUAAGGGUAAAAAUUGAAAGGUUUAUUGACAGUGUUAGGAGGCUUUGUUGACAUAGUCAUUUUUUAAGAAACUUAAAAGAUUUGUCAAUGUCCUCUGUAGUGGACAUGAGAACUUCCAGUACCAUUGCUUCAUUUUUUAAAUAUAAAAUGAUGAGGCUGGUUAAUGCCGGGCAGUUAUUGCAGCAUCAUUGGUAAUAAGCAUAUACUGUAUGUCAGUUCUCGUUUUUUUCUUCAGAAACUACUACUAUUUUACAUACAGUAGUUUCCCGUGAAUUUACCCAGAUCUUAACUUUCAUAGUAUAUAAAAGAAAAAGAAAAAGAAAAAUCUGGCAGCAUCCACACAAGAGCCACAGCAAUCUGUGAGGACAAGGUUAGAGCAAAUUGGCAGUGGGCAUACUGUAAAGUUAGAAGAUUUCACUGUAAAAAAAAAAAAAAAAAACUCUGUCUCUGUCUCUGUCGCCAGAAUUUUACUGUAAAAAUAACAGUGGAACUGUUUUUUCAUUCACAGUAAUUUUGUGUAAAAAGAAAAUUUGAUUAUAUGAUAAAAAAAUACAACUGUAGGCAGAAUUUUCUGUAAAAAUAACAGUGGUACUGUUUCUCCAUUUAAUGGACUGUAAAAAAUAACGACCACAGAUUUAACGUUCAAAAACUGGAAGCUCAAUAACCAUAAUUCUAAAGUAUAAAUGACAGUCAAAGAAACUCUGUUUAAAACCCACCGUCAAUUUUCACGGUUAAACUCUGGCGACUGAGUUGCCAGUUUUUGUACUUCAGAAUGUUUUUACAAACAGUGUUGCUCUUCAAAAUAUUCCAAAAAAUGUACCCUGUUUUUGAAUGCAAAUGUUGACGGGAAUGAUGAUCGGACUGAAAAAGUGAUGCCAUAAAAAGUAAUAAAUCCUCAAAAAGUCCAAAUGAUAGGUUUCAAAUGGUGUCCCCAUAUCCAAUGUUAAUAUCGUUAUAAAGAUGUAAUGUAAAAAAUAUAAGACAGAUAAUAAUCCAGUUGUCACCAGAUACCGUCAAUUUCUCACAUACCCAAAAUUUGUGCCAUUCAAGAUAACUCAAGAUAAUUAUUUAUUACAAAAACUCAACUUUUAAUUUUCUGGGUCUCAAGAGGUUAAGUUACAACAAUCACAACCUAAUACAGCAUGUUUAACCACAUCCAAUUCGCAUUGUGAUUUUCACCACUCCCUCACUAUUUAUAUUUUCAAAAGGUCUGUUCUUACACGUGAUGCGUUCAGGAGCCCCUUCAUCUUCAGGUUGCAUGGUGCUAAGUGUUCCUUAAAGGCAUGUGCAAUGUUACGGAACAUAGGAAUGUAAAGCAGUUAGGUUAUUAUUUACAAGUAAACUAUAUAAGUUCUAUACCAUGCUGCCUGUGCAGUUGUCAUGGCUCAUGAUGUUUACAAUCAUCAACUUCCUGUGUUAAGGCCACAUAGACCAGCAAAGGCUUCACAGAGCCAGCAAGAUGUGAAUAUUGGAGCUAUUCUUCAAAAUAAUUGAUCUCAUGUUCUCAUGAUCUUGUAAAUGUCCAGUACAUACAUAUAUAUAUAUAUAUAUAUAUAUAUAUAUAUAUAUA